CGUAACGAACAUUACGUCCUUCGCAAAGGAACAAAGAAAAACAAUAUAAAUCAAUAAUAAUAAAAAAUUCACAAACAAAGAAAACCAAAGAAAUUUUGCCCUCACAUUAAAAGCAUCCAAAUAAUUGCUUAAGGAAUACAAAUUUAUGAAAUUAAAAUAAUUAACAAAAAGAUCUCUAAAAACAAGUGCAAUUAAAAAAGAAAAACAAGGUGGAUAUACAAACAGUGCUUCUAAAUGUUAAAGUGAAUGUUUAAACGAAAAUUGAAAAUAAAAUUUGCCAAUCAAUUUGUUAUAUAAAAAAGUUUUCCAAAAACCUUUAACAAUUUAUAACAUGAUGACAACUACCGCCUCCCAUGCUAUAAUGGCUCCUGUAAUACGCCCCCUACAAGAAAGUCCUGUAUCGCGACCACGUGCUGUCUACAGCAUUGAUCAGAUUUUGGGAAAUCAAACGAAGAGAAGCGAUUCUACCGAAUCCCUUAAUCAACAAUCUCAACAUCAUAUCACCACGAAUAGCAACAGCAGUGGCAGCAGCAAUCCCACCAGCCCCAUACAAACCUCAUUAUUGCCACAUUUACAUACCCACUUACAUUUGAUACCAUCCCAUCAGUUGGCAUUGCAUCAUCAACAUUUACAGCAGCAACAUCAACAACAGCAGCAGCAACAACAACAGCAUUUAAGCAAUAAUCAUCUGCAGCAACAUCAUCAAACGCAACAGCAUCACCAUCAACAGCAACAGCAGCAUCUACAGCAGCAGCAACAACAAAGUCAAUCACAACAUGCCGAAAAGCGUGAACGUGAAGACUCACCCGACAAUCUUGACAAUGGCCUGGAUGUGGAUAAUACCGACGAUGAUCUGUCGAAUAGUCUAAAUAAUGGUCAUGAUAUGGGUGAUAUGGAAAGGCCACGUAAAGUAAGAAGAUCACGCACCACCUUUACAACAUUUCAAUUGCAUCAAUUGGAGCGGGCCUUUGAGAAGACCCAAUAUCCGGAUGUGUUUACAAGAGAAGAUUUGGCAAUGCGUUUGGAUUUAAGUGAAGCACGUGUACAGGUUUGGUUCCAAAAUCGUCGUGCCAAAUGGCGUAAACGUGAAAAGUUCAUGAAUCAAGAUAAAAAUGGUUAUUUAUUACCCGACCAAGGUCUUUCGGAUUUCCCUUUGGGCAUACCACUUCCCCAUGGCAUUCCUGGUCAUCCCGCGGGCUUACCAGCAGAAUUCUGGCCACCCCAUUUUGCCUUACAUCAGCCCUUCAAUCCUGCUCUGCUGCCUCAGGGUUUAAUGCCCCAUUACAAGUUGCCCAAUUUCCAUACGCUGCUCUCCCAAUACAUGGGUUUGAGUAAUCUCAAUGGUAUCUUCAAUGCCAGCGCCUAUCCUCAAAAUCUUUCCCUGCACUCAGCCGCUCAAGUUAGUCCGCCCUGUAGCAAUAGCAGUCCUCGUGAAAGUCCCACUAUUGGUCAAAGUCAAGGCGGAACCACCAUAGUUUCGGGAGGUCUUACACUAACCUCAUCGGCGGCUGCUUCACCCAAAUCCCCCCUGAAUACCACAAAUACGGGUAGUGUAAGUGGCAACUCUACGCCAGUGUCAGUGGUAACAAAAUCAGAAGACUGAAGCUAAUUGUGGGGAUUUGUAGAGAAUUGCCAAAGCCAAAGUAAAAGCAGGAGCUUUUGACCAGGCCUAGAAGAGAUCAAUUGUAUAUAAAUAUUGUAGUUGAUUCGUUUGUAUAAUUUUAUUCUUUAUUUUCAAAGCCAUUUUCCAUGUUAAACACAAAGUGAUAUAAUCUAGAUUAUCUACUUAACCCUUAAAGAAAUCAGUAACCCAUUAUUGCCACUUGCCAUUAAGGGAAUGGACAUAAGGGUUCUAUUCCAAUUAGUUUUAGUUAAAAUUGUAAUAUAGCUUUUGGUUUUAAUAUUUUUUGACUAUUUUUUAUUUGUAGCCAUAUAUAUUAAAAAUAUUUUUUGUAAUAUUCCAAAUGCCAAUGGCAUAU
This is a messenger RNA of Stomoxys calcitrans (stable fly), 1979 nucleotides long. It is a transcript of the gene hbn, whose product is annotated as homeobox protein orthopedia. Bases 332 to 1603 code for a protein of 423 amino acids. The record is from RefSeq and is a predicted model, not a curated record. The transcript is spliced from 5 exons. Gene Ontology annotation, molecular function: DNA-binding transcription factor activity, RNA polymerase II-specific; RNA polymerase II transcription regulatory region sequence-specific DNA binding. NCBI's taxonomy places the organism in Eukaryota, Metazoa, Arthropoda, Insecta, Diptera, Muscidae. Gene Ontology annotation, biological process: regulation of transcription by RNA polymerase II.